Messenger RNA from Amaranthus tricolor (Joseph's coat), 3767 nucleotides. Its product is annotated as calcium-transporting ATPase 4, endoplasmic reticulum-type-like. The transcript is spliced from 9 exons. Gene Ontology annotation, molecular function: ATP hydrolysis activity; P-type calcium transporter activity; ATP binding. The record is from RefSeq and is a predicted model, not a curated record. Gene Ontology annotation, cellular component: membrane. Bases 240 to 3428 code for a protein of 1062 amino acids. NCBI's taxonomy places the organism in Eukaryota, Viridiplantae, Streptophyta, Magnoliopsida, Caryophyllales, Amaranthaceae. Gene Ontology annotation, biological process: intracellular calcium ion homeostasis; calcium ion transmembrane transport.
AUAACAACUUGAUAUCAAGGAAAACUACGUAGAGAGGGAACAGAGAAAUCGGAUCGUCUUUUCCGUAUUUCUAUAGAGAAGUAAACUGUUCGACUUUUAGAGAGAGAAAUUAUUUACACUCAAUUUUAGCUUAAUCUGGAAUUUUCUCCAAUAAUCUGGGGUUAUAUUAGCGAGUUAAGGAAUCGAUAUCGAUUUCUGUGGAAAAUUAUUGAUUUUUCAUAGUUAUCGAGUGGAAUUAGAUGGGUAAAGGUGGAGAAGAUUAUGGAAAAGUAGAGAAUUCUAAGAGUAAAUCUGCUAAAAAUGGUGAUACAUUCGCGCCAUGGUCCAAAGAUGUGAAGGAGUGUGAGGAGAAGUAUGGAGUGAAUCGUGAUUUUGGAUUAUCGAGUGAGGAGUAUGAAAAGAGAUUGCAGGUUUAUGGAUUGAAUGAAUUAGAACAACAUGAAGGGCCGUCUAUAUGGAAAUUGGUUUUGGAUCAGUUUAAUGAUACGUUAGUAAGGAUUUUGUUAUGUGCUGCAGUUGUUUCAUUUGCUCUUGCGUGGAUGGAUGGGGAUGAAGGUGGUGAGAUGGGGAUUACUGCGUUUGUCGAACCGUUGGUAAUCUUUUUGAUCUUGAUUGUGAAUGCUAUUGUUGGGGUGUGGCAAGAGAAUAAUGCGGAGAAAGCGUUAGAGGCAUUGAAGGAGAUUCAAUCGGAAACUGCCUCUGUUAUUAGGAAUGGGAAGAAGGUUCCUAGUUUGCCUGCUAAGGAAUUAGUGCCGGGUGAUAUAGUUGAGCUUAGAGUUGGUGAUAAGGUGCCUGCUGAUAUGAGAGUUUUGAGUUUGAUCAGCUCGACAUUGAGGGUGGAGCAAGGUUCGUUAACAGGGGAGAGUGAAGCGGUUAGUAAGACUGUGAAGCCUGUUGCUGAGGAUUCGGAUAUCCAGGGGAAGAAAUGUAUGGUUUUUGCUGGUACUACUGUUGUUAAUGGAAACUGUAUUUGUUUGGUUACACAUACAGGGAUGAAUACUGAGAUUGGGAAGGUGCAUUCGCAAAUUCAAGAGGCUUCUGAAAAUGAAGAGGAUACUCCAUUGAAGAAAAAGUUGAAUGAAUUUGGUGAAUCUUUGACCUUGAUAAUAGGUGUUAUUUGUGCUUUGGUUUGGAUUAUUAAUGUUAAGUAUUUCCUUACAUGGGAAUAUGUUGAAGGGUGGCCAACAAAUUUCAAUUUCUCAUUCGAGAAGUGUACUUAUUACUUUGAGAUUGCUGUUGCAUUGGCUGUUGCUGCUAUUCCCGAGGGAUUGCCAGCAGUUAUAACAACGUGCUUAGCUCUUGGUACACGAAAGAUGGCUCAAAAAAAUGCUUUAGUCAGAAAAUUGCCCAGUGUGGAGACUCUAGGGUGUACUACUGUUAUCUGUUCGGACAAAACUGGUACCUUGACCACGAAUCAAAUGGCUGUUGCUAAGCUUGUAGCCAUGGGGCCAAGGGCACAAAGUACACGAACUUUCAAUGUGGAGGGGACUACCUAUAAUCCUGCUGAUGGUCGCAUUCAUGAUUGGCCUGCUGAUAACAUGGAUCAAAAUCUUCAAAUGAUUGCAAAAGUUGCAGCUCUUUGCAAUGAUUCUGGGAUCGAACAAUCAGGCCAUCAAUUUGUUGCUAGUGGUAUGCCAACCGAGGCUGCUUUGAAGGUUAUGGUUGAGAAAAUGGGACUGCCAAAUGGGUCAAAGAGCAUUUCUUCGAGUUCUGAUGAUUUGCUGUGCUGUUGUAGGACAUGGGCUACUUCGGAACGUCGUAUUGCCACUCUUGAGUUUGAUCGUGAUCGGAAGUCCAUGGGUGUGAUUGUCUCUUCAGUAUCUGGGAAGAAUUCGUUGCUGGUGAAGGGUGCUGUUGAAAACUUACUUGAAAGAAGUUCCUUUAUACAGUUGCUUGAUGGUUCUAUUGUAGAGCUUGAUCAAGUUACAAAGAACUCUAUUCUGCUUAGUCUUCAUGAAAUGUCUGCCAGUGCUUUGCGAUGUCUAGGAUUCGCAUACAAAGAAGACCUUGGAGAUUUUGCUGAUUAUGAUGGAGAAGAGCAUCGUGCUCAUGAACUUCUACUUAAUCCAUCUAACUACUCUAAUAUUGAGAGUGAUCUGAUCUUUGUUGGCUUUGCUGGUAUUCGAGACCCUCCUCGUAAGGAGGUGCGGCAAGCAAUUGAGGACUGCCGAGCUGCUGGCAUUAGAGUCAUGGUUAUAACAGGAGAUAACAAGAAUACAGCAGAAGCUAUCUGUCACGAGAUAGGAGUUUUUGAGACAGAUGAAGACAUGAGUUCAAAAAGUUUAACAGGAAGAGAGUUCAUGGAGCUCAUUGAUAAGAAGAGCCAUCUGAGGAAGACUGGAGGUCUUCUUUUCUCCAGGGCUGAACCUAGACAUAAGCAAGAAAUAGUGAGGUUGCUGAAAGAGGAUGGUGAAGUGGUUGCGAUGACAGGUGAUGGAGUCAAUGAUGCACCAGCUUUGAAAUUGGCAGAUAUUGGCAUAGCGAUGGGCAUUGCUGGAACUGAGGUAGCAAAAGAAGCCUCUGAUAUGGUGCUGGCAGAUGAUAAUUUUAGCACAAUAGUUGCUGCUGUCUCCGAAGGUCGAUCAAUCUACAACAACAUGAAAGCCUUUAUCAGGUAUAUGAUCUCGUCAAAUAUUGGCGAGGUUGCAUCGAUUUUCCUCACCGCCGCUUUGGGUAUUCCAGAAGGCCUUAUUCCUGUUCAGCUUUUGUGGGUCAAUCUUGUUACUGAUGGUCCCCCAGCAACAGCUCUGGGCUUUAAUCCACCUGACAAGGAUAUAAUGAAGAAACCUCCCAGAAAGAGUGACGAUUCUUUGAUCAAUGCCUGGAUUCUAUUCCGAUACUUGGUGAUUGGUCUUUACGUUGGCUUGGCAACUGUUGGAAUUUUCAUCAUUUGGUAUACACACAGCUCAUUUUUGGGUGUUGACCUUAGCCAGGAUGGGCAUACUCUUGUGAGCUAUUCCCAGCUUGCAAAUUGGGGUAAGUGCCGUUCAUGGGAUAAUUUCAGUGUUUCACCUUUUACUGCUGGAGCCCAGACAUUCAACUUUGAUGCCGAUCCCUGUGAUUACUUCCAAACUGGGAAAAUAAAGGCAAUGACCCUUUCUCUCUCUGUGUUGGUUGCCAUCGAGAUGUUCAAUUCCCUUAAUGCUCUUUCUGAAGAUGGAAGCCUUUUGUCGAUGCCACCAUGGGUUAACACCUGGUUGCUUCUGGCCAUGUCCGUCUCUUUUGGCUUACACUUCGUGAUUCUCUAUGUGCCCUUCCUUGCCAAAAUAUUUGGCAUUGUCCCUCUUAGCUUGAAUGAAUGGCUACUCGUGCUGCUAGUUGCUUUGCCAGUCAUUUUAAUCGAUGAAGUCCUAAAGUUCAGUGGACGAUGCACUUCUGGAACCCGUAAAUCACAACCCCGAAGAACGUUGAAAAGCAAGCCAGAGUGAGAAAGUUGUCGCAGUUAUCUGCAGGUUUUGGUGGUUCAGCUUUGGAUUGGAAACAAAUUAGGAAGAUCAAACUUCCCCCAAAGCGCUUGCAGUUUUGACACUUGGGUCCGCUUACAAACUGAACUUUUAGAUGGAAGUAUUACAUAAUGUAAAACUAUCUGUAGGAGAUUUUGCAGAGGGGAAGGAACAUUUAUUUUUUUAUCUUUGCUCAAUCAAAUACUAAGAUGCCAAUGGUCGACUUAUUUUUUAUUGUUUAACCAUUACAAAAUGUAAGCUAUGUGGUUAAACAAACAAUGAAUUUAGUACAUUCUUAGCAGCAGUAGUACUUUUGUUCACCAA